GCCUUCCUCACAGAGUAUGCUGCCACCAUGAGCCCAGUCGCAAAGGCCAUCAACAUCUUGCAGGCUGAAACCAAUGUCCAGAUGGGGUGGCUACUUCCAACUAUCAACCUGCUGAUCACAAAACUUGACUGAAUCAAGUUGUCCCUGAAGCCUCUGGUGGAUGCGCUACAACUGGGACUGAAGAAGUGCUUCAGCCACAUGUUUCACGACCCUGAGCUGAUAUUAGCUGCAAUCCUUCUCCCCAAAUUCGAAACAACGUGGACAAAGGAUGACGCCACCAUCAGAAUGGGACCAUCUGGAAGAACCCUUGCUGCAGCUAGGUGAUGGCACCAGUUCAUCAGAUGAGGACUUCUUCGCUUUAUUGAAAACGUCUCAAGCACAAGAAAGCUCCAAACAGCUGGAUGGAUACCUGGCCUGUUCAGCUGAUCAUAUGGAGUUGCUCAAGUCCUUCCCGGCAGUCUGUAAGCUGUCUGAGGUUAAACACACCCUUACCUGCAUCAGCUGCCUGUGAAAGGCUGUUCAGCAUUGCAUGACUUGUUUUCAGCCCAGGAGAGCAAGGCUGUAUUCCAGAAACUUUGAAAACCAGCUUUUACUGAAGAUGAACCGUAAAUUCUUAAACUUCAAGUAAUGGCAGCUUAACGCUAGCAAGCCCAAGGACACGGGUGCCUUAUGCAUUUUGUUAAUUUAUGUUUAAAAUUCACAAGUUAUAGGUGCCCUUGCUAUGACCUGACACUGAUUUAUAAUACAGUUCCAUCAGUGGUGAUGAAGUUGUGUGUACUUUUGAUGCUGUAUUUUCUAAAGCAACGUAAGUGCUUAUGAGUACUGGCUAUAUUCCUUCAUUAUUAAGGCAUAAUUCUAUUUUGUCUGUAAGAGAUGUAUUUUGAAGUGUUGCCUAUUUGACAAUCCACUUUUUUUUAAAUCUGAGCUCUUACUGCGUCUAUAAGACUGUUAACUUUCAGAAAAGCUCAAACCAAGUAAAAGGUCUGGUUGUUUUGCUUUUUGGAUUUACGGCUCUUACGCUUCAUACUUUACUUUUGAUACUUAAGUAUAUCCACCACUGCUUAAUAUAAGGAAUUGAAUGUAUAACUUUGUACUUUCACUCAAGUAUGAUAAUUGGUACUUUUUACACAACUGUACUUAAGUACAUUUAAAACCAGAUACUUUUUGACUUAUACUCAAGUAGUAUUUUACGUGGUGACUUUUACUUGAGUAAUUUUCUAUUAAGAUAUCUUUACAAUUGAGUACGUUUUCCACCCCUGCCAGCAACAAGGCACACUUGUUGGGUCAGCACGAGAUGCAGUUUAGCCUUGGCUUUAAAAGAAGCAGACCUGUGCUGGGUAUUUGGUGGCAUCGAUGAAGAGUAACGCAAAAAAAAAAAAAACAUGCUACCAAUCAGAUGACUUUGAAGGAGUACUUGGAGGUUCCACCCCAGCAUCGAGGAGGAAGUGCAGUCAGCGCAAGCGAACACUGAAUUAUUUCAAUCGGCGAGCGAAUCACUAGUCGUACAGGUCCACCAUGCAGACGUUAAGAGAGAAUAAGACUUUGAUUAUAGAGAUCCUGGCUGCGGAACCUGACUUCAUCCUUCAGCAUGUGCAGCAGGCGAACAUAGUGAAUCUGCGUGAAUACAACAACCUAAGCGUCGCUGGUCAUCCCCCAGAGACCAUUAUCAUCAAUCUUCUGGAUAAAGUGAUGAACAAAGGAACGGCAAAAUGCCUUGACUUUGUGACCCUGCUGCAGCAACCAAAAAUCAUAGAUACCUACUCUAGAAUGGAGGAAGUAUUCAACAACCUCACAGCACCCAGUGACCGCACCUUCAGCACAGGAACCAGAGGCCCAUACACAACCCCCAGUACAGAUACUACUGACCAGGCGGUUGGAAUGAGCAGUGAGGUCUGUCAAUACCGAAUGACCAGCCUGCCACGUGGUCAUUGUUUAAUCAUCAACAAUGUGCACUUUAAUGAACUGGGGGAAAGAAAGGGAUCAGACAAAGAUGUUGUUGUUCUGGAGGAUGUGUUCCAGUGGCUCGGUUUUAAGGUGACUGUACUCCUGGACCAGACAGCAGUGCAGGCCCGCGAGGAAUUGAAGAGGUUUGGUGACGAGACGCAUGGCGACGCCUUUGUCUGCUGCGUACUGAGUCAUGGUGACAAAGGAGUUAUCUAUGGCACAGACGACGAACCCAUCUCCACCAAUGACCUCUUCUCACCCUUCAAAAGCACCAACUGCUCCACCCUCGUUGGCAAGCCCAAAGCCUUCUUCAUCCAGGCAUGUAGGGGGAAAGAUAUCCAAGCUAGAGUGCAGUUGGAGGCAGACGUAAAUCCAGGUCCCCAGAUCUACAUUCCAGCUGAUGCCGAUUUCCUGGUUGCCAUGGCCACUGUUGAAGACCACUGCUCGUUCAGAGACACAACCAGUGGGUCCUGGUUCAUCCAGACUCUGUGCAAACAGCUCAAACAGGGCUGUCCCAGAGGUGAUGACAUCCUGAACAUCCUAACACAGGUCAAUAGAGACGUGAGCCAGAUGGAUGUCCGAUACUGGGAGGCCGGCAAAAACAAGCAGGCCAAGCAGAUGCCCGAGCCCAAGUACACGCUGACGAAGAGGCUGGUGUUCACAGUGCCGCCCCAAUGAGACGACGCCAGAGACAGAAGAGAAAGUGAGACAUCUCACAGGCCAAUUUUUUUAUGGUAGGGUAAGGCGGGCGGAGAGACAGUUCUUAUUGGGCAGUUUUCCAUUGAAAAAAAUCCUGUCUAUAUAAGUGGGCGUUCCCUCUCACGUGAGCAUGCCAGAUUUUACCAAGGAACUGUUAGCUCACUCGGGAAAGCGUGCCAUUGCGGCAUCUCAAUCAAGUAAACUAGCCUAGAUUUAACCAAACUAAGAAUGUAUUUGAUAUGUGAAGAGACAAUUCAGAAUCACCAUUCUUUGUAAACAAGUGGAUUCUCAUAGCAAGAACAAAGUAAUUGAUAUCAACACAUUGCUUAAGCUUGACUUUAUUACAUGUUGUGAUUUAAUCUUCUUUCCUUAUUUAGGUUAUUUUUACAAUCAUGUUCUUACCUGCCUUUCACCUUAACACAUUUUAUACCUGAAAAUAAAUAUUUUAAUCAAC
Salmo salar (Atlantic salmon) is the source of this 3097-nucleotide messenger RNA. RefSeq names its product caspase-8. Gene Ontology annotation, biological process: proteolysis. Lineage: Eukaryota; Metazoa; Chordata; Actinopteri; Salmoniformes; Salmonidae. Gene Ontology annotation, molecular function: cysteine-type endopeptidase activity. The record is from RefSeq and is a predicted model, not a curated record.